AUGGCAUCAUAUCCAGGACCAACCGCCCGCGAUGUCCUUUUCAAAGAGGCCCGCAAAUACCGCAGUCUGAACUCCAUCAUCUCAUGGCUGGACCGCUACAUAGCGUUCCCAUUACCGCCGCGUCCCUCAUUGAUUCUCACAAUCCCAUGCAAAACCAGCAAAGUACCAGGCGAAAUCCAGCUCUACUUCUUCACUGCCCCGGUAGAGUCAACCGACGGGAGAGCAGAUGUUCUAUCCGCAAAACGACCCGUUCUCGUGAAUUUCCACGGCGGCGGGUUUUCCAUCGGCCAUCCCUUGGAUGAUUCGCGAUGGUUCGCAGCCGUGCUGCACGCUCAUCCAGGCGCGGUGGUAGUGAGCGUGGGCUACCGACUUGCCCCCGAGUAUCCUUUCCCCGUCGGAAUCGAAGAUGGAACCGAUGCGAUUCUUUGGCUUUGGGAGAACGCCGUCAAAUAUAACCUCGACCCGGACCGAUUCGCAAUCAGUGGGUUUAGCGCCGGCGGGAAUCUAACAUUCACCGUUCCGCUCAGGUUACAUGAAGAGCUGGAGAAGCGACAAGUUGCGAAAACAGUGCGCUUGGCUGGUAUCGUGGCGUUUUACCCACCGGUCGACUGGACGAAAACGCGCGAUGAGAGAGAUGCUACGAACCCUAUCGCGGCUCAAAAGUCUAUGGUCCCCCAGUCUGCUUUGAAGUUCUUUGAUGCUUCGUACUUGGCUCAGGAGAAUUUGCCUCGGAAGCCUGGUACGGAUGAGAUUGAUACCGCGGAUCCAUAUCUUUCUCCGGGAUUGACUCCCCCGUAUCUUUUACUGGCGGCAUUUCCACCGAUGGUUGCAAUCUACACAUGCGGCUGGGAUCAGUUGCUCGUGGAAGGGAACAAAUUUCGAGAGAGGCUGCAGAGGUUCGUCGAUGAAGGGGCGAUGACUCAUGUCGGGGGAAUGGAGAUUGAAGGGGUGAUUCAUGGGUUUGAUAAGAGACCUUGUUUCUUCACAGGAAAUCCGAAGAGGGAUCUGAUGUAUGGGGAUGCUUUGAAGCAAUUGGAAGUCAUGUGGGAGGUUAAGGAUCUAUCUCAGGGAUCUAGUUUGUCAGAACAUUCUAGUCAUUCAUAG
Molecule: messenger RNA, 1104 nt
Organism: Penicillium maclennaniae
Lineage: Eukaryota; Fungi; Ascomycota; Eurotiomycetes; Eurotiales; Aspergillaceae
Product: alpha/beta hydrolase
Exons: 1
Coding region: 1-1104 (367 amino acids)
Molecular function (GO): hydrolase activity
Source: RefSeq, a predicted model, not a curated record